AUGCCAGCCGCGGCUGAGCGCGACCAAAGUGGUGCUUCGGGGCUUGAACAAGGAGUAGCUGCGGCUGCUGGCCUAGCAUUGGGAGGGCAGGUUUUACACCAGCUGUCUCGAAGCCGGUCUACUUCCGCCCCUGGUGCUGAGCGAGUCCUAGAUCUAGCCCCGAGGUCAUUCAGCAGGCCAUCGUCGCCCGAGACGGUCCGUGAAAGAGACGAGUCUCCAAGGGGACGUCGUUCGUCUAUGGCCCGAUCUGUCACUGAGUCUCCUACGGCUGUACCUCUACACUUCCGUCGGCCCCCGACAUCCCCAGGUCUUUCGCGGGCGGUCCCUGCCACUGGGUCUCCCACUGCAGCCACUGUCUCCCCUGGCUCACCCACCCAGCCUCGCCAUCGCCGUUUGAACUCUGUUGAGUUCAGAAACUCCCGUGAGAUCCGUCCACUGUGGCUUGUCGAGCGUCAUGGAGCAACCAAGGGCGAGACCGCGGAACCCGGUGAACCAUUGCCAUCCCUCCCAUCCAGCAAGACGUCCUCCCGAGCGCCAUCAAUGGAAGACCUUCGAACACUCAACGACGAAGACGCCAUCCAAAGCUGGGACGCAGUCGACUUCAGCCAUUCCAUGUCUGACCGACGUCGACCAACUGGUCUGACAAUCUCAACAGAAAGAGCCAACGAAGAAGGCGAAGGCGACCUACUUGACUCGCAGCAAGCUACUCCCACUGCAGAGGGCCACGCCGCCACGAAGGAAAAGCAUUAUGAAUUCCAUUCUCCUUCGGAACUCCUUCAGGAUCCUAGCUCGCUGCCAGAUGUACCUCCCUCGCCUACCAUGGAGGCUCUCCCUUCCGCAGAGGGGUCUGUGAUUGGAGCCAAGGAGUUGAAUGACGGUGACGGCAAUGAGCAGACAAGAAAUUCUGACUUGCAACUGGCCGACUCUCAUUAUGAGGCUGGUACACCCACUCAAGAAAAAUCAUCAUUCGACUUCGGACCCGGCUUCGCGGGUGUUGUCGACGCGGCCGUCGCUGCUGUUGUCAUGGAGGACAAGAAGCCUGCUCCAGAUGAAAAGGAAUCCACAGAGCCUCCCGAGCAAAAUACUCCAACACCAGGUGGCCCAUUCGGAGGAUUCGCUGAUAUUGUCAAUGCAGCCGUCUCCAAGGAAGGCGCUCCCACGCCAGCAUCCGGUGGCGAACUAGGCGAACCUGGCACUGCCGAUGAAGAGCGGGACCCUCAGGUUGACCUGAGUAAGGAAUUUGUUCCUGACCUGACGGAAGCUGGUGAGCCUCAAACACAGCCCGAGGAGCCGCUUGAAGAGGUUACGACUACAUCAACCUCUAAGAAGAAAAAGAAGAAGAAGGCGAAGAAGGGACCAUCUCAAAGGGCCAACGAGGCGGCUUCUGAACCAUUGACCUCUGAGGGACAGGCUGUCGAGGGUGAGGAACGUUCCCUCGAGACUAAAGUUGUUCCUCCUGGUCUGGAUGACGCAGUUGUUGUGCAACCGGUGCCUGCAAUGGAGCAGACUCAGGUUUCUAGGAAUGUUGAAGCUGAGUCUUUGCCCGCUGAGCUUACCGAAAAUCAUGAGCAACUCAUUGGAACCGCUGAAGCUGCGGGGGCAUCUGAGCCCGAAGUCGCUGCUGCCCUGUGGACUCUGAGUCCGUGGAGCCUGUUGCCAACGAGCCCCAAGCCGAGCUUACUGGAGAUGCUUCCGCUGAGCUUGACGUCCCCAUGA
Molecule: messenger RNA, 1716 nt
Organism: Penicillium maclennaniae
Lineage: Eukaryota; Fungi; Ascomycota; Eurotiomycetes; Eurotiales; Aspergillaceae
Exons: 1
Coding region: 1-1716 (571 amino acids)
Source: RefSeq, a predicted model, not a curated record